AUGAGUGGAAAAGAGGGAAACUUGAAUGAAAGAGAUAUUGAAGAUUAUCUUAGUAAGUUAGAAGGCGGUUGGCUCUCAGAAGAUGGCCUUGAUGACCAAGAUUCCGAUGAUGAAAACCGCGAUGCUGAUGAAGUUAUAAGAGUGAUGCAGGAGGAGAACGAUGAUGAUGAUGAUGAUGUGGAUGAAACUGCUGACAUUGAUCCUCCUCUUGUAGAACCAGAAGAUCAAGAAUCCUCUCACCCAUCAACAUCAUCCAAUUUGCAGGGUAGUUUUGAGGAAAGAGUGUCUGUGCAUGAUGGUAUAGAUUUGAGUUGUGUGGCUUGGAAAGAUAAUAAGAUAGUAACCCUGUUAUCUUCUUAUUCUGGAGCAUUGCCUCUAACUAAAGUCAAUAGAUUUGACAGGACAACAAAAGAAAAAAUUGAUAUUACUUGCCCGUUUAUUGUACAAGAGUACAAUAAACAUAUGGGAGGAGUAGAUCUCAUGGAUAGCUUUUUGGGCAGAAAUCAUAUAAAAAUGAGGUCUAAAAAGUGGUAUUUGCGUAUUUUUUUUCAUCUAUUUGAUCUAGCUAUUAUAAACUCUUGGAUUAUUUAUAAAAGAAAUGCUCAAGAAAGAGGUGAACCUAAAAAGAGUUUGCUUACAAUGGGCCAAUUCAGAAAUGAAUUGGCCUUUGUGCUAUGCACCAGAGGGACCACCAAAGAAGCUAAAAGAGGGCGUCCUAGUACCAGUUUACUAGAAGAAGAACUACAAUUAAAGAAAAGAAAAGGUUCUCCAGCUCCACCACCUCCAAAAGACAUAAGAAAAGAUGGUGCUGAACAUUGGCCAAAAGUAGGUGGGUCACUCCGGUGCAAAUUUCCCAAAAUUUGGGAAAUUUGCACCGGAAUUGUGGAAUAG
Messenger RNA from Parnassius apollo (apollo), 891 nucleotides. The record is from the annotation of a GenBank genome assembly. NCBI's taxonomy places the organism in Eukaryota, Metazoa, Arthropoda, Insecta, Lepidoptera, Papilionidae.